Molecule: messenger RNA, 2094 nt
Organism: Kuraishia capsulata CBS 1993
Lineage: Eukaryota; Fungi; Ascomycota; Pichiomycetes; Pichiales; Pichiaceae
Exons: 1
Coding region: 1-2094 (697 amino acids)
Source: RefSeq, a predicted model, not a curated record
AUGUCUUUUCCUCCCAAACAGAGUAUCUCCGAUUGGGGAAUAGACACGGGACAGGACACAGGGCCGGCUCACUUGAUGAUUCCGCCUGGGUUCACAAAUCCAAACAACCACUUGGUCCAAUCGCCAAACAGCUCGACGUGGUCUGCGAAUUUGACCCCGAUUUUCUCGGAGCUUAACGAGAUUGGCGAAAGAUUAAGCAGCAUAUCCUCAACAGGUACAUUUUUCAACUCCAAGAGCAUACAACAGCCAUCUCAGCAGCGGCAACAGAAAACAGGAGACAACAGAUCUGUUUUUACAGAGACACCCAGAAUCAGCCGGAUAUUUGAUCUCUGGAAGAUCAAGACUAAUAUUUCGAGCGACGAGCUCAAUUGUGACAAACAACAGAGUUUUGAAAAGUUUAAGUUUUCCAUCAUAGCCUCUCCAUUGGUGAAUGACGAUGAUCACGUCAGACAUCAGAAAAGAAUACGAGACUUGAGUUUGAAUUCCAUUCGGAGCAAGACGACACGAAAAAUUGACCAGGCCGUUUUCAACUCGUCGAGAUUCCUAUUUUUGGCCAUCAACCUGUGCAUUUACUCUUCGAAGUUCAGCUCCAGCACUAGAAGUGCCAAUUUGCUGGCAUUGAUGGUUAUUUCGCUGGCAAACCUGUAUACCAGAUUCACACAUGGGUUGCAGAUCAGGAAACUGUUGCCAUUGAUAUCCAGCCGAUUAGCUGAUUUCAUUAGGCUCAAUAACGAACUAUCCUCAGCUCUGCUGGAUAGUGUAUCUGGGCUGGGUUUCCAGGAUAAUUUCAAAAUGGAGUUGAAUUCGAUAGUUGGUAAGCACAGAAUACUCAAAAAGCGAGUCAAAAGUUUCAGAUACAAGGAGAAGGUCCAGAGCAUUCUCAGACUGCUCAUAUCGUCAUUUGACCUCAAGAUAAAACGCACUUUGCCUUAUGUCAACUUGUCGACACUGUCGUUGUACUUUGAUAUCUAUCAAAUCAAUCUUGCGGGCAAGAACGGGCACGUGUUAGACAUAUUGCACAACGGUGAAAACAAUCAGGAGCACAACCUGAAACCUCUGUUACUGCUCAGUGACACUGGCGACGACGAAUACGACAAAGAGAAUAACGACGACAAUUUCAAUGCGGAAGGUGAUCUACCUCAUGCAACUGUGGAUCUGCUUCACUCAAAUCUGGAACUCUACGAUCCAGUCAAGAUGUUAAAGGUGUUUGUCAUGUUGCGCCGAAUUUUACUCUGCAUCUUUCUCUCAACUUUAGAGAAUUCAAACUCAAGCUCAUCUUCAAACGUGAACGAAGAGGAAUUCAGACAAUUAGUCAUGGACAAGUUUGGCCUCGAAUUCGUACAAUUUUUGAGCACGACUACCAAACUCAAGGUGCUGAAACAUGUUUUGGAAUCAUGCAACGAUUCAAUCUCAGACAUGAUAUCUCAAAUAAGUGACUUGAAUUCUGAGAACGACGAGGCAUUACUAGGGAAAGAUGAACAGAUUGUUGUCAACACGAUAGACAUCAUUGAUGCCAUGACAUACAAGAUCAAGAACUGGAAUGUGAAGAAUGGUGAUAGUAUCUCUAAGCUGAGAGAUAUGAAAAGGGAACUUCAGAAUAUCACCAGAUUUGUCAAUGAGGGGUUGGGCAGACUUGAAGAUGAGCAUAGAAAUCAUUCGUCAACCAUUUCGCCUCUACUUAAUAAGAGAGGAGCUGGUUUCCCCUCCAGCUCGAAUCCGAGGAGAAUUUCCAGCGGCCUUCCCUUUAAUUUGGUAAGAAUCCAAACCAAUUCCGAGCCUGAAGAAGAGGCCCAGAUGUUUGAGGUCACCCCGAAUCAAAGUCCUAACCUCGCUUUUCUAGAAAAUAACGAAGCCCAGAACACUGUGAUAUUCUUCGGGGACAAUCCAGAAGAGGUCCCUUCGGUUCUGAGCAGAGCCGAUUUGACCAGAGAGCUACAGAAGAAGUUCAAUGACCCUGCAGCUGAAGAUUUCGUGAUGUCCACACCCGAAGCUUCCAAAGUACAUGACCAAAACGACAUCAUACUCACUGGUGACGAGUCCAAGAUGAAGAUGAUCUUCCAGGAGGAACUCAAGAGGAAGCUCAUGAAGCUCUGA